Botrytis deweyae is the source of this 1355-nucleotide messenger RNA. RefSeq lists its product as uncharacterized. The coding region runs from base 105 to 1112 and encodes 335 amino acids. Lineage: Eukaryota; Fungi; Ascomycota; Leotiomycetes; Helotiales; Sclerotiniaceae. Gene Ontology annotation, cellular component: anaphase-promoting complex. The transcript has 3 exons. Gene Ontology annotation, biological process: protein K11-linked ubiquitination; anaphase-promoting complex-dependent catabolic process. The record is from RefSeq and is a predicted model, not a curated record.
CAAUUGUCCCCUUGUUUGCUAGCUUGAGAGCCUCGAGAGAGCCUCGCUUUGAAUCAAUGUCUUCGUAAUUCAACAUCGAUGACAACCUUGCCAAUUUGUUAAUAAUGCCUCCAUCACAUACCCCUACUGUCAAUUAUCAAGAGCACUUUGGAAUUGAUAACAAUACUAGGAGAAGACGUACAACCAAUCCGUUUGAUCAAAAUAAUGUUACCCCCAUUCAGAGUAUGUUAUCAUUAGCUGGAGAUACACAGGAUGAUUUCGAUUCAACCACAGGCACAGAAGAUUUAAGUGAAGGAGAAGGAGAAGAAGAAGGAGAAGACGAAUCCGAAGGUGAUCCUGUCAUUGAAGAUUUAGAAAACCUGGACGAGGAUAUAGGUUUGGACGAUGUUGCAGUUGAAGCUACCAUGGAUAAUACACCAUUAUUCGACCCUGCCGCUCUCGGGCUGAAAGAAAUCGGAAACUUGGCUAGCUGGACUGUUUCUAGUAGUAAACCUGGUUGUGGAGUUCUUGCACUCCGGGACGAUGACACAAAUUUGUUCUGGCAAUCCGAUGGACCCCAGCCUCAUUACCUUAACAUUCAUUUUGCCAAAUUUGCAAAGAUUCGAGCCAUUCGAAUAUUCCUUGAUUUCGAAGCCGAUGAAUCUUAUACUCCAACACGUAUCCAGUUGCUUGGAGGCACAGGCUACCACGAUCUAAUUCCGUUUUCUGAACUAUCGUUUGUUCAACCGAAAGGUUGGAUUGAUGUCAACCUUGAUCACGUAGGAGGAGGCUCAGAUGGAAAAACACUACGCGCAUUUAUUAUACAAGUCAAGGUGUUGGAGAAUCACCAGAAUGGCAAGGAUACACAUGUUCGUGGACUGAAGAUAUAUUCUCACGACGAACGUCAUGAAUCUCCUCCGCCAUCAUAUCUCGAUGAUGAGGAGGAUGAUACGUGUUCUUCGAUCGAUCCGAAAGAAUUUGGAGGGCCUGAUGAUGAUUUGAAGCGCGGAGAUGUAGGUAAUGAUGAUCAAUUCUGGAAGGAUUUUACGCAGGCAAAAAUGGGUGGACACAAGAUGCCGGACCUGAGUGGUUUGAGUGAGCCUGGGUUCAUGUCCGAGCCAGAACUACGUUGAUUAUACUGUGAUCACUUGGUUAAUACUAUAUUACGAUUGGCGGUAGUCGCAUUGGGAGUUGUUAGGAGUCAUUAAGAUACCCUGGGCUUGUAUAACAAUAUUGAAUACGUAGCUUCAUGAUAAGAAGAGUACAGCUCCUUUCCUUAUAUUCUCAGUCCUGCCCAAAAAUAAGAUGAACACUUCUCCAAAGGCAAAGGGUUUCCAUGUAGCUCAGAGGCAAGUGCCACCUGCGAAACUGCACCG